GUCAGGGGCUUGUCCAGGAGCUGAUUGGAGCCAGUGAUCCACAUAAAAUAACCUCAGCCCGCACUGACCACUUCCAUCCUUCACAUGUCUAGCAGACUGGAAGCAGCAAAAAGAAAGUUAACUUAAUUGAUCAUCAUCAUCCUCACCAUUAAGUCAGCAUGACCGGGAGAGACGAGAUUUCAGAGGGGAAAUCAAAAGUGAAGAUCCUGGCUCCCAGUGCAGGAAAUGACAAGGGAGGGCGCUUUCAUGGACCUGCCAUGAGAUCCAAAGGUUUUGCCAUCACUGACCUGCUUGGUCUUGAAGCGGAGUUACAGCCCCCCUCAGUGUCUGUGUCCAGCUGUGAAGGACCUGGAGGUGGUCUUGGUGGGGUCUCUUUGGCUAAUGGCUCUCUUCCACUUGGGUUGGGGUUUCUGUGUGGCUUUGCAUCUCAACAGCCCACUGGAACUACCUGUCUCCUCCCAACUCACAUCCCCUUUCUGCAACCAAGAUCAGAGCACCAGUACCUCCACCCUUCAGAGAAGCACAAGGAGAACAUCUCUGGUAACUUAAGAUCCAUUGCAAUCCUAUACCAUCGUGAAUUCUCCCUGUCUAACUCUAUCCAUAGGGGAAAAGUAGCAAUCUCUGCCCCCAUCUAACUGUACUUGGGAUGUGUAUAAGUUUGGAAUCUUGCAUCAGUAACCAUGGGAUACUUUGUGAGUUUAUUUUAGAAUUGUGUCAGUAGCCCAUCAAACAGAGAAGAUAAUUCCAUUAGUGUUGUAGGACUUUGAAGAGAUAUUUCACACUCAGAUAUCCACUCUUCUGGUAUGAGAUGUUAAAAUGACCACUUUCUUUUUCCUUUAGUUUAGAAUGUGUCAUACUUCUCGGUCCAAAUUAAUCAAUUAUCAUUAUCAUCAAUUAAUCAUCAUUAAGGAUCGUGGUCAAUUUAAAUCCAUCUCAUUCUUGGAGACAGCAGCAGGGGAAAGUAAAGACUCAGGAGAAAGGAACCUUUGGGAUCAGUGAGCUGUCCAGAAUGCAAGGGGUCUGCAGUGGUGCUGAAGGGGAGAGUGAUAUAAUAGAAACGUGACAUAAAAUAGUAUUGGCAUUUUCAGAACAUACAUGUUAAGUUCAAUUUAGUGAAAUAUCUUGAUUUUAUGUAUGGACAUAUCCCAGUAGAUUGGGGAUUUUAGCCAACGUUCUAAAAAAUUGCCAUCUGCAAUAAUAUUACAAAUGGUUUCCAUGUCAAUUCUUUCACUUUAAAAACUUUACUCUAGAAUUAAUCUUUACGUAUAAUUCCCAACAUGAUUCAUUCAAUAUUUUCAUUAUCUUUUACUCCCUAUCCCUGAAUUGCAUUAUAUUUUGCUCCCUAGCAGCUGAAUUUUUUUUUAAAUGAAAAUGUCUAGAACCAACAGGUAAAUAAUUAAUAUUUGUCUUAUUUUUAGAUGAUGAGAGCUUAAUAGGGGAUAAGAAUGAUCUGAAAUCCAACUCGCAGGCUAAACGAAAGAAAAGAAGACACAGGUAAAAUACGAAUUUAGCAUGAUUUUGGCCUGUUUAACAUGUUCAUUUUACUACAUUUUAAAGAGCAGCUUUAAUUUAAAUUUGACUCUACAGAAUAUAUAUUUUUAUUAUAUAUUCUGUAUAUUAUAUAUUAUAAUAUAUAUUAUAUUUUUGAAAAAAAUUAAUGUUUGCCAUUGUUUAUUAUACAAUACUGUAUUAAUCCAGCUGAAAUUGCGUACUGUAAACUCCAGGCAAAAGCAUUUUUCCUUUAAAAUUCCUGAGUACAAAAUUAAUUAAUUAAUUAAUUAAGGGAUUCUGUGCUCUGAUCUGGCAUUUAUUAGGAUACAUAUAUGGCUGCUAUAUCAUCAAAUGCACAAAAAAUGAAAUCAGUUUUGCUUACAAUGGCUUUAUCCAAAGGUGCUUGAAAUUUGUAGCACAAUCAGGUGUGAGUGAGGUUAAAAUAUAACUUUUAUCAGAAACUAUUUUUACAACAUGAUAAAUGGAUCAAUAAGGCAUUAACUGUAAGUUUGUGUAUGGCUCCAUAGAUAUGAAUAUAUAUAAAUAUCUAUCUGUACAUGGAUUCUUUUUUAUAUUUAGGCAUGUGUAUGAAUAAAUAAAUGUAUUUGGGCUUACAGGACUGUAUUUACUGCUCAUCAACUGGAAGAAUUAGAGAAAGCGUUUAAUGAAGCACAUUAUCCUGAUGUAUAUGCCAGAGAAAUGCUUGCAUUGAAGACGGAGCUUCCUGAGGACAGAAUACAGGUGAAAUGAAUGAUCUCAUAUAUAUAUAUUUAUAUAUUAUUCAAAUUUACAUUUUAUUACAAGUUAUUCUAUUGAACUAAUAGGGAGUACGAUUUAACGAAAAUAGUAGUAGAUACACAGAAUAACCGUUCAGCAGAGAUGAUAGCAGAAAGUAAAGGAAUUCAAUACAAAGGGUGGUUUUCAUUAGGAAGACAAUAAACACUGAGGAUCUACAUUUUAGAUAGCGUGUGUACACAAUAGUGUAGCAGAUUGUAUGCUAUCUGAAAACAAAUUCUCAACUGCUUUGAAUGAAAGAUGUCAUUAUUUAUAUAUUCUGCAGGAAAUGUCUCACAUACAAGUAUUUAUAGGAUUGCCUUGUUUGGUACCUUUGAACCAAUGCUGGAUUUAAAAAAAAGGCACAAAACUAGUUUUUUUUUUUUUUAAUAAUGCACCUUGUCCUUUGGCAGUACGAGCUAGUCUCUAAGAGUAAUUGAGUAACUAUACCAACUGUCAGCAUCACCAAUAUAUUAUAUUGUGUUACAACAGUGUAUUUUGACCAUUAUAUCAUUUCUUAAUAACUGUUAACUGUAAAAUCUCAGUUUUGUAUCUUUAAUAUUUAUUCUGGGGGUUUAUUUACUAAACAGUGGAUUGCGAUAAGUAAAAUAAAUGUCAAGCUGUUUCACUGAGUGAGAUUUUGCAGCUCUGUAGUCAUUUUGCCACAAUUUACUAUUUAAUCACUAAAAAAUGGGUUUCAUAGAGUAAGCAGUAACUCAAGAACACAUUUGUAAGAUUAAAUCCAAAAUAGCAUUGGGAGAAUCGUUGAAAUUCAACUGAGCUGGACAUUUACCCAAUUCAGCUAGUUUAACCUAUAUUUUUAACUCAAAGUAAAAUAUUGGCCUCUGGAUUAUUGUUACCCUACAGAAGCUUUCACAUUAAUCAAGAGAAGUUUAUUUUGCAAUAAAUGGUAUUUUCUAAGAAACCAAUAACUGUGUGUAUUUUAUUAUAAUUAAACUUCAUGCACUGAAAGAAAAAAAUAGAAGGUCACUUCUUAUUUUCAUUAAAAAAAAAGAAAAAUUAAAAUAAAUAUAUACAUUUAUCAGUUAAUUUAAAAAAAAAAAUUAGAUCAAAGUUGAUACAAUUCUGUUCAAUUCAUUGUUUUUUUUCUAGAAGAAUUGCAGUUUAGGGAUGCAUACACAUUUAUGGGCAAACUAUACAAGUUUGAUGUAAAAACCUCCAAAAAUAUACUUUCUUUACUGCCCAGUAAUAACAAUACAUUGUCUAGUCAUGUAAGUCAAAUUAAUUGAAUGCUGAAACUUUUAUUAAUUAAUUUGGGAAUUUUGGGAAAUUUAAAUUAAAUUCAACAUUUUAGGCUAAAAUAGUUGAGCUAAAACUAUAGCUAACAUGGAGAUUUUUUUUUUUCCAGUGUUGGCCUUAAAUUUGAAAUGAGCUUUGAAUUCACUACAAUUUCAACUUUAGUGAAUAACCUGUACUUUAUAAGGCAUAGAGUUAAUCCAGGUUUUUUCAGAGUGAAUGUCAAAUUUAAGUUCAAAGAAGCUUAGUCGAAAGCAUAGCUGACAUAGAAAAUGUUUCCAGUCUGUCAAUUUUAACCUUAAAUUUGAAAUACACUUUGAAUUUUCACUUUACUGAAUAACCCUUAAAAAAAGGAAUUCCAAACUUUAGACAAGAUGGAGAACUUUUCCAACAUGGCUAUAAUGACCUAAAAUAUGUACUUUGCCACAAUUCCUGAUUUGGUGACUAAAUCCCUCCCUCCGUCCCCUGUACGCAUGACUCAUGAUACAAAUAUAGUCUGCACUUUACUGUGAUGUACAAAUGCAUAUUAUAUUUUUAUUUAUAUUAAAUUAUUGCAUUUGAAAAAUAAAAUUGGCUGUUUACUGUAUAAAGUAUGGAUUUUUACCAGUUCAAUGAGUAGAACGUCUGUUAUAUAGGUGGACUUACUCUGAUAUAUAAAUAUUUGUUUUUAUGAACAAUUAUAAACAAUUUUAGAAUAAUAAGUAAUACGUAAUAUGUGACGAUUAUAAGCAAGCUGAUCGGUAGUCACAGAUUUCAUGAACUAUAACAAAAUAUAUACAUAGACACAAGCUUACAGACUUUAAGCAGGUUGAGGUGUUGAGGUAUGAAAUGAAAAACAUAAUCAGGAUUUACUAGAUAGGCGAAUAAGUUAAUAGUUUGCAGAAGAAAAGUAAUUUGACCAAAUGGGAAAUAAUUUGGUGCUUAUCGGAAAAAUGUUCAACAAACAGGAGGACUAGUUUAGGGCUUUAUAUACAGGAAGAUGUGUGAUUGUAGGGGGAGAAGGGUUCUACCAGUGUAUGUGUGAUUUAAAUUCCAAUUCCAACUAAGGGAGGGUAAGAUAGGAGGGUGACAUUAAAGGGACACAUCGGACAGGCAUUUCAGAUUGGACGUGAAAAUCACGUGACAUCACGUAACCCUGCGUGCAAUAUGCUGACAUUACAGCGAGAACCCAGUUGCAUUAAUACAUUUGCUCUAUCUGUCCUACAUUCCAUGGAGCGAGGGGGGUGCAAUCUCCUGCCUCUAGUGCCUUACUUAUAACAGACCCCUUUACCAGUCAGAUUUUUGCAAAAAACAAACAAAAAAACCCCAGCUACUAACAUUGUUUAGUGUUGUGCAACAGAUGCCCAAUGACUAGUAUUUCCAGGGUACCUUCACAGUACAAGUCUCUGGGUAGUUUCCCCUCUGUGUAAAAUAAAAUAUUGACUUGCACAGUAUAUUGUGGCUUGGGGCAGGAUAGUUUAUUAUAACUUGUUUGACCAAAAAAUGAAAAAUAACAGUCAUGCCAAGGAAUUUCAAGUAAUAUUUCUGAAACACAAUGAGCUCUAAAAUAACAGGCAAGAUACUGUAAUUUUUAACUAUAUAUGUGUGUCAAGUGUAUUGUUUUUUUUUUUUUAUCACUGUUGAUUGUGUUCCUAAUAUUAUUUUAUAUUGUCUCUGAUAUAACACAGGUCUGGUUCCAGAACAGAAGAGCUAAGUGGAGGAAGCGUGAGAAGUGCUGGGGACGAAGCAGUGUUAUGGCGGAGUAUGGGCUUUAUGGUGCCAUGGUGAGACAUUCCAUCCCUCUACCAGAGUCCAUCAUUAAUUCAGCAAAGAAUGGAUUGGUGGGUUCCUGUGCUCCCUGGCUGCUGGGUAAGGGUCACUUCCAAUUGCUGCUGUUUCCCAUUUACCAAACGUUGGUUAUAGAACAGGGGUAGGCAACAUUCAGCACCAGAUUUUGUAGACUACAUCUCCUAUGAUACUUUGUCAGCAUGACGACUAUAAGAGAAUUAUGGGAGAUGUAGUCCACAACAUCUGGAGUUCCAAAGGUUGUUAAAAACAUUCAGAAAACGGGUUUAAGAAAAAAAAAAAAAAGGCAAAUAUGUAUGUCACAGGCAAAGAGCAGCAAUUACAACAGGAAGGUAUAUGCCAUCACAAGGCCAUAUGUUCUGCUCAUGAAAAUAUGAAACAUUAUUAAAUAAUAAUAAUAAUAGCAGUAUAAAUGAAAAUAUAACACAUAUUAGUUUGUAGAGCUAUAUUUCACACAGCGUUACCUUUUCAAACAGUAAUACAAUGUUAUUUUUUUUUAUAUAACAUUAAAUGGGCCAUUGCAACCUUUCAUUUUUUCAUUUGUGUGUUCGUUCACAUGCCUGCAAAAUAAAGAUAAGUUUCCAAAAUACUUGGGAUUCUCAUUUAAUAAAGUGUCAUUAUAGCAGCACAGUUUCUUAUAUUCCUCAGUAAAUAGGAAUAGGUGAAAAUUGGCAUUACUUUCUUGCAGUAAUAUUUGCAUUUGUACCUAUUACCCCCUUCAUUAAGAGCGUGGACUAAUGAGGGUUAAUAAAACUUUUCUUCCAGCUGUGUCGGUGUCUUGUCUAACUGGUCUACUUGAUGAAAACAUUAUGCUUUACAUACUUUGCAAGACGUGAUAUAGCACACCAACAAUCUAUAUACUGCAUUAUUUUGUCUGUCUCUGUACAGAUACUCAGAUGCUUAUUUUUACGUAGCUGUUAUGUCUAUGCAAUAAAUAUUAAAUAGUAUAAGCACAAUUUGUUUUUUAAAAAUGUCAGGAAAUAAUUUUGUUGAUUAAAUACAACUUGUAUAUACCACGCUUUAAUGUUGCUAAGGCUAAUUUGAAGUUUUUUUUGGCUCACAGGGAUGCAUAAAAAAUCCGUUGACAUAACCCGAAAAGACGAAAUAGAUGAAGCGGAAGCAGAGAGUUUCAGAGCGCGUCAUCAGAAUGAAGCUUUGUUAAGCAAGGAGGCAGAAUCACAAAGACGCUCUCUGCAAAAGAGCAGUGCAAUGGACACUUCAGAAGACAGAGCCAUUGACCUCUCCAGCACCGCAAAGCAAGAAAACCACGGCAGCAUGAGAAAUGUCUCCAUUCGAGACAGUCAUAGUGACCUUACGGACAGUGAACACUAAACUGGUACAUAAAACAGACAGCACACACACAACAAGAAAAGAGACAAUGGAAAGACUGUCACAAUCAAGUCGCACUGAUGUUAACCUUUUGAGUGCAAGAGACGUAUGCAACACACGCACGCAAGAAAUAUGUUUCCUACCUCUCUUCCACUCAACAGUUUAACCAGCAUUUAUGUACAUUUAUUAUUGUAAAAAUAUCCAAUAUUUUCAAACUUUUUUUUGUAAGAUCAUUUUUUUAACAAGCAAUUUGUAUUAAGGUGUUUGCAAAGUCAGAAUGUGAGCUUAAUGUUUAAUAUAAAUCAAUAGAUUUUUUUUUUUAAACAUCAAUUGCUAUUGCAGGACAUGCAGGUAUUGUAAAUAAUUAUUAAUAAUUGUAAAUAAGCAUAGCAAAUAAAACAAAUGGAAACUGGGGUACUGUAAAACAAAUAGUUGAAAAAGGUGAGAUAUGCAAUCGUAGGGCAAAAAUAGGAGCCAUAUAUGAACAAACAGUUAUUUCCUAAAGUGAGAAUUGUUAAGGAUUCAACAUGAAUUUAACAUUGUAGACUAAAAUAGCUGAAAUGGAUGUCUAGAUGAGUUGGAGAAUUUUUCCAGUUUAGUUAAUUUGGUCUUAAAUUUGAAAUUCACUUUGAAUGCUGGACAAUACUCACUUUGAAAAUAUAGGAUAGUUAUUUCUCAGGAAUAUUUUUCCCAUUCAGCUACAUUUUUCUGCUCGAAUAUUAUAUUUAUAGCACAUCUUCCUUUAGAAGGAAUUGUCAAGGAUUCAUAGAAAAUUCCAGACAAAUCUCAAAUGUCUCAUACCACAAAAGGUGACUUAGAAAAAACUCGAAAACGAUUUUUCAGUGAGGACAUCCAGUAGCCAAUAAACCUAAUGAGAGUUGUGUGAUUCUAUAGCGCCACCUGCUGAGUGAAUAAGUUCUUGCAGAACCCUUAUCUGUCCCAUUUGUUAAUUUUACAGUUCCUUUUACACCAACACGCACAUUUUUCUAAUUUAGAAAUACGUGAGGCUUUAUUUUGGCAUGAAAUAGUUAUGGUAUCUGUAAUUGUCCAAGUACAGAUUUCAUUAAAAUUUUCUGAUCAUAUCUCAACUUCAUGAUAAUUUGAUAUUAAUAUGUUAAUAUGUCCAUCUUGGUGAGUUUGGCCUAUAUUUUGUAAUUCUUUUUUUAAUUCAAAACUAUUUACUGUUUAGGGAUUAAACCCAAAUAAAUUAGAUGUAACCUGGUGGUGCUAUGUGGGUAGAAAGCUAAAAUACUUAAUUGCUAAAUAUUUAAUAUCACUAUUAAUUAUAUUAGUUGGGGCUGUUCAAUACUUCACUAAACUGAUGUCAAUAAAAUGUCUUAUUUUUCUGAUACCUGGAAUAAUAGACUUGCGUCCUAAAACUGUGCUGGAACUAAACGUUUGUCUUUUAUUAUUCUUAUGAUGAUAUUUUCUUAUGUGAAUGUGUGGUCUGUUAAAUAUUUGAUAAUGAGAUACUUUUCAAAGUCAGUAUUUUCAUGAAAGAGAAUUCAAAGCACACUAUAGUUUUAAUAUAUUAAAAGAGCACAGUCUUAUAAGCAUUAAAAAUAUAUUUUUACAAUAUCAAUAUAUUUUGAUCCAAGCCAUUUUUUACAUAUCCCAUGUUUGGACGUCCACACUGUUAUAUAUCAGGUAUGAUUAGCACAAAAUUUAAUAGGCUAAACGGAAUAACAGAAUAUUGGUAAAAUUCUAUAUUGUGUGAAAUAAAACCUGUAAAUUGUUUUGUAAAUAUUUUGAUUGUCUGUAUAGCAGUGUUCCAAUUUUAGGCUUUGUUUCUGAGCCUUUUCAUUUCUAUGUAUUGAAGCACUUUGAUAGUCAGGAGUUUUCUGAAUUUCUGUUUACUAUAUUUUAUCAUAUAUUUAUUAUGUAUCAACCAAUAAAUGUUUUCUGUAUGCUUCAGUGUAAAACUAUGCUCCAUUUCAGUGGAAUGUCUGAGUGUAAACUGGGAGGGAGCCUGCAUAUGUCCACUAGAAAGACAAUUAUUCUUGUUCUGCCUUGAGCAAGGUUCCUGCUAAGCAUUUUAUGCUAGUGGGCCAGCAAAGCAAC
Messenger RNA from Pelobates cultripes (western spadefoot toad), 8697 nucleotides. The record is from the annotation of a GenBank genome assembly. Lineage: Eukaryota; Metazoa; Chordata; Amphibia; Anura; Pelobatidae.